CCACCACCUCAUUCGUACAUUUUUUCUGGCGCCGCGAACAACAAAUGGUAGUGACCUUUUCCGUUGAUACUUUUGUUGAUUUUUAGCGGCGCGUUCUUCGUUCCGUUUCGCGCAUAAAUAAUAAUCCUCAAAGAAAAGUAAAGUGCAACUAAAUUAAUUAAUGAUUUAAGUACAAAAAAAAACGCGAGAGUCGCGCAAACGAGAAGAGGAAAACCAGUUUUCCCACCGUGCAAUGCGCAGAGCCCCAGCGAAAGAAAAACGGGCCCAAAGGAGGUGCUAAAGCAGGAAAAAAAAAUCUAGUGAAAAAAAGUUUUAUUGUUGUUAACGCACACCAAAACAGGUCUCUCGCGGUAUUUGUGGGUGUGUUUGUGUGUUCGUGUCCGUGUGCAUUUGUUAUUGUUAGUGCAGAGAAGAGGAAGAGUGAAAAGAGGCAUAAAAAGGGCGUCGCAGUUUGCAGCAGCAGCCAAAAACUACACACACGAAAGAGGUGUGGAGGAGAGAAAGAGAAAAGAGAGAGAGAGAGUGAAAAUAGCGGUAAAGCGUGGGGUAGCUGCAGCGGGCGGUUCAGAGAGUGUGACUGAUCUCCCAUUGAAUGGCAACAAGAUGCAAUAAUGGACUCAACGCCUAAUGCGGUGCCAAGUCGGGAUCUCUUAACAUUACAGCCACUGCGUCCAACACGGGGCUCGAGUACGAAUCUACGCGCCAGUCGCAGUCCAUCCGCCAGUCGCAGCACCGCAGAACAAAUGUCCAGGGAGCGGGCCAGCGAGGCAGCGGCAGCCACACAAACAGCAGCGGCAGCGUCAGGAGGUGCAUCAGCAGCAGCAGCAGGAGCAUCGACAUCUGGAGGACCAGCAGCAGCAGCAGCCACAACGACUACGACAGCAGCAGCAGCGACCAGCGCUUCCGGUCCCGCUUCGGGGAACACCAAUAGCAAUUCUUCGGCCUCCUCCAGCACAGUGGCAGCUGCACAGGCGGCUGUCUACAGCGGCGGCAACACGGUGACCGGCAGUCUGGGCAGCGGUGGGGUGGCGGCACGUGGCUUCCGAAGCCAGAGCCCCACCCACCGGCGAAGGAGUCGCGAGAGGCAGCGUCGGACCCAUGGCUCGGAUCAGGGCGGCCUCCUGGCCUACAGCGGCCUUGUGGGCGUCAAUGAUAUGAAUGAUUUUGGAGGUGUGGUGGGCGGAGGAACCCAGGGAGGCGGCGGUGGCGGGAGUGCUGGCACAGGCAGUGGGCUAGACGACUCUCGAUUGUCCGGCAACGAGGACUACUAUUCAUCAUUCGUGUCGGAUGAGUUUGACAGCAAAAGACCGCGGAGAUGCACCCACGAGAGGAGCUCCAGUGUCCAGGCCAUCGAUCGUUUGAACACGAAAAUCCAAUGCACCAAGGAGUCAAUACGACAAGAGCAAACUGCCAGAGAUGAUAACGUCAAUGAAUAUCUAAAGCUAGCAGCCAGCGCCGACAAACAGCAGCUGCAGCGCAUCAAGGCUGUCUUCGAAAAGAAGAACCAAAAGAGCGCACACAGCAUCUCGCAGCUGCAGAAGAAGCUCGAUAACUAUACGAAACGAGCCAAGGAUCUGCAGAAUCAUCAAUACCAGACCAAGAGCCAGCACCGACAGCCGCGCGAGGUCCUGCGCGAUGUGGGCCAGGGUCUGAGGAACGUGGGUGGCAACAUACGCGACGGCAUCACCGGGUUCUCUGGCUCUGUGAUGUCCAAGCCGCGAGAGUUUGCCCAUCUCAUCAAGAACAAGUUUGGCAGCGCCGACAACAUCAAUCAGAUGAGCGAUGCCGAGCUGCAGGGCAUGCAGGCGGCCAAUGCCGCCGAUGUACUGGCAGCCAACGAAAGACUGCAGCAGCAGGUGCCAGGUGCAGGAACCUCCACAGGAUCGGGUGGCGGCGGACACAAUAAUAAUACGGGAACCGGCAGCGGCACAGGGAAAUUCAACAGCGACAAUGGCAGUGAUUGCAGCAGCGUGACGAGUGAGAGUAUACCAGCGGGCUCUGGCAAGAGCCAAUCUGGUGCCAGCCAAUAUCACAUAGUCCUCAAGACACUCCUCACAGAGCUGGCCGAACGCAAGGCAGAGAAUGAGAAGCUCAAGGAGCGCAUGGAAAGGCUAGAGACAAGCCAAAAGGAAUUUAAUAACCUGACAGCCACACUCGAAAGUGAACGAUAUCGUGCCGAGGGACUCGAAGAGCAAAUCAAUGACUUGACGGAAUUACAUCAGAAUGAAAUUGAGAAUCUAAAGCAAACGAUUGCCGACAUGGAGGAGAAAGUACAAUACCAAAGCGAUGAAAGACUACGUGAUGUCAACGAAGUGCUUGAGAAUUGUCAAACGAGGAUAUCCAAAAUGGAGCACAUGUCACAGCAACAAUAUGUCACCGUUGAGGGCAUUGAUAACUCGAAUGCCAGGGCCUUGGUUGUGAAACUCAUCAAUGUGGUAUUAACGGUAUUACAGGUGGUACUCCUACUAGUGGCCACAGCAGCGGGCAUUAUAAUGCCAUUUCUUAAAACAAGGGUACGCGUUUUGACCACAUUUCUAUCGAUUUUCUUUGUCAUCUUUGUGAUACGUCAAUGGCCCGAUGUGCAGGAUAUUGGUUCCGGUCUGGUGCGGCAUCUCAAGCAAUCGCUUGUGGUCAAGUGAAGCGGAAUUCCCAUGCAACCCAUAAAACAUUAUGUUUCUUUAGUUAUAAGUUCUUAAACGUGCUGCGUAUUCUGUCUUUUUUUUUGUACAUAGCUUUGUCGACAUUUUUAAAAUUGAAAAUUGUAUCAAUUAUCCCACAAUUAUCACAAUCACAUACACACUCACAUGAAAUCUGUACAAAUCAUACAUUAUAUAUCCCAUAUAUAUCAUCAGAUCAGAUCGGACAUCUCCCCUACACUCUCUCUAGAAAAAUUGUAAUAAUAUCUUCGAAAAGUGCUGAUUACUCAACCUAAAAUCUGAAUGGAAUGAAUGAAGAAUAUACAUGCUGUUUAAUGUAUACUCCUACGAUAUGUGUAAUUAUAUAAACUAUAUAUGCUAUAAAAUAACUCUUAUAUUAUAUAAAGUGAAAAACGUUUGUAAAAAUCCCGAGAA
Molecule: messenger RNA, 3071 nt
Organism: Drosophila miranda
Lineage: Eukaryota; Metazoa; Arthropoda; Insecta; Diptera; Drosophilidae
Gene: Dmtn
Product: transmembrane and coiled-coil domains protein 2
Exons: 10
Coding region: 612-2639 (675 amino acids)
Cellular component (GO): endomembrane system
Source: RefSeq, a predicted model, not a curated record